This is a messenger RNA of Ananas comosus (pineapple), 1000 nucleotides long. Its product is annotated as protodermal factor 1-like. The record is from RefSeq and is a predicted model, not a curated record. Lineage: Eukaryota; Viridiplantae; Streptophyta; Magnoliopsida; Poales; Bromeliaceae. Bases 1 to 738 code for a protein of 245 amino acids. The transcript has 3 exons.
AUGGAGAAGGAGAGGAGAGGAAGAGGUUUUGUGCUGAGUUUUAUUCUAGUUGGGUUGUUUUCUCAAAGCUUGAUUCCUCCUGUUAUGUGUAGAAAGCUAGGGGAGUUAUCUGACCAGAAGAACUACUACUCAAGCCCACACACUGGGAGUUCCAACAAAAACCCAGAUUGCUCUACACCAACACACACGACCCCAACACCAUCCUACGGCACCCCGACGCCGGUUAGCCACCCCACUCCGUCGAAUGCCCCUGUCGUCGCGCCAUACACCCCAACUACUCCGGUCACCGCUCCCUCCACUCCGGCCACCGUUCCCUCCACUCCGGACACUGCUCCCUCCACCCCCACCAUCUCCACCCCGUCCCCGUUGAUCCCAGUUGAUCCUCAUUUCCACUACUUCACUGGCUCCUGCGACUACUGGAGGAGCCACCCUGAGGCUAUCUGGGCCAUCUUCGGCUACUGGGGCACCGUCGGCCAGUACUUCGGUGCAGCGUCCGGCGCGGCGUUCGGGAAGAGCAUGAGCCUGCCGGAUGCGCUGGCGAACACGCGCCACGACGGUAUCGGCGCGCUCUUCCGCGAGGGGACGGCCUCGUUCCUCAACUCCAUCGUCAACAGGAAUUUUCCGUUCACCACCCAGCAGGUGAAGGACGCGUUCGCCGCCGCAGUCUCCUCCGACGGCGCCGCCACCGCCCAGGCCGGGCUCUUCAAGCGGGCCAACGAGGGCCGGCUCAAGUUCUAGAACCCCAAAAGAAAUACAUGCAUGCACGUAUGCAUGCAGUGAUGUUUUUUUUUUUUUUUCCUUUUUUUUUUUUUUUAUGUGAUCCAAGCUACGGUUUGCUUUUUGUUAUGAUUUUUAUUAUUAUUACGUGUUGUGUAUCUUUCUUAAUUGUUUGAUGGGUCGUUUGUUUGGUGGCUGGAUUUGGGGAUUGGUGCGUGGUAGUGUCGUUUGUUUGCUGUAUCUUGUUAAGAUCUGCAUCAUUUUAAAUAUACAUCUUGGUCUA